UUCCCUCAAACAAACAAACAACAACAAAAAAAUCCCUAAACCCUAAAAUCGCCUAACAUUCUUCCCCCGAAAACCCCUAUUUUUCUUUCAAUGCCCUAAAAUCAAAACCCAUUUUCCAAUUUUAAACAUCUGAUUCAAAAAUGGAUCCACCCCUUUUCAAAGAAGACCAAACCCACAAGACCCUAUUAAAAUCAGAAACUGAUAAGCAAAUUUCAUCAUUAAAAAACCCAGCUUUACCUUCUGCAAUAUCAAAGCUUUCUGGGUCUUCAAGAGGUAUUCCAUGCAAUAAAGAUUUUCAUUUCUACUUUAACUUUCCAGAAUUCAAAGACCCAGUUGAAGAAAUGGCCCAAAAUUCACAAUCUUUACUUGAAACAAUUGGGUCAUCUGCAGAAAAAAUAUGGACUAAUAAGAAUAUGAAGUUUCCUAAUAUUAAUGAUGAAAUUGAUGAUGAAGCUUAUGAUUGGUUAGUUAAUCUGAAUGAUGAUUUGUUUGAAAGAUUUGAUACUUCUGUUGAUGAGUUUAAAAUGAUUAGGGAUAAAGAAGAGGAAAGUGGUGUUAGGGUUAUGAAUUUAGUCGAUAAAAAUGACGACGGGUUUCAGUUAGUUCAAGGAAAGAAAAAGAAAGAUUUGUUGGUUAAGAAUAGUAAUGCAGUUAAUACGAGUAGUAGCGGUGUGGGUUCGGGUAAUUUGUCAUCAGUGAAAGUUGCUAGUAGAGAUGGUAAUGCAAUGGGGACCCCAAAGCCAAAAGUUCCGUUUCAUAUUGCAUCGAUAAGGCGACCACAAGAUGAGUAUAAGAUACUGGUUAAUAAUUCUAAUCAACCGUUUGAACAUGUUUGGUUGGAGAAAAGUGAGGAUGGGUCCAAAGUUAUACACCCGUUGGAGAAACUUUCGGUCAUGAAUUUCAUUGAUAAGACAGUAAGUGAUGUAGAGCCUGUCAAACCUGCUCCAGUUGAAAGUACAUCAUUCAAGCAUGUAAAAGAUUUAAAAGAUUUGAAGGAGCUAGCUGCUAAAUUGCACGACGCCAGUGAAUUUGCGGUUGAUUUAGAACACAAUCAGUAUCGGUCUUAUCAAGGGUUGACCUGCUUAAUGCAAAUAUCUACAAGAACAGAAGAUUUUAUAGUAGACACAUUGAAAUUGCGGGUUCAAAUCGGUCCAUAUCUGCGAGAUGUUUUCAAAGAUCCUACCAAAAGAAAGGUUAUGCAUGGAGCAGAUCGGGAUAUUAUAUGGCUGCAACGUGACUUUGGCAUAUAUGUUUGCAACAUGUUUGACACUGGACAGGCCUCGAAGGUGUUAAAAUUGGAGAGAAAUUCUCUAGAGUACCUAUUGCGGUACUUUUGUGAGGUUGCUGCAAAUAAAGAAUACCAAAAUGCAGACUGGCGGUUGCGGCCACUGACUGAUGAAAUGCUGAGAUAUGCCAGAGAAGAUACACAUUAUCUUUUGUACAUAUACGAUCUUAUGAAAAGAAGGUUGCUUUCAUCAUCAACAGAUCCAGAAUGCCCUGAAGCACCACUUGUGGAGGUAUACCAACGCAGUGCUGAUAUAUGUAUGCAGCUCUACCAGAAAGAUAUUAUAUCUGAGAACUCGUAUCUAAGCAUAUAUGGGCUUCAUGCCGCUGAUCUCAGUGCUCAGCAACUUGCCAUUGUUGCAGGACUUUGUGAGUGGAGGGAUGUUAUUGCCCGUACUGAAGAUGAAAGUACUGGUUUUAUAUUACCAAACAAAUUUCUUAUUGAAAUUGCAAAGCAAAUGCCAGUGACAUCUGCAAAAUUGCGUCACUUGUUGAAGUCGAGGUACCCGUAUAUUGAACGCAACCUCGGUGCUGUAAUUGGCAUUAUAAGGCAUUCCAUGCAAAAUGCAACUGCAUUUGAAUCUGUGGCCAAGAAACUGAAGGAAGAGUACAUUGAAAUGAUGGCUGCAAGAAAUGCUAAACAUGCGAAUGGCGAAGAAGCAUCAGAAGUUGCUGGAAGUGAAAGUAUCAGUAAUACUGCAGAAGAAGACACUUUCGACAAAGAAGUUGGAAACUUUAUUGCUGGAGCAAACCAAAACAAUAAAUUUGAUGGCUCUUCAACUCCCAGAGUAAGCAUUCAAGUACAGAAAAAGCCAAGUGGUGCCUUUGGAGCCAUGUUUGGAAAUCCAUCAGGGAAAAGGAAGUUCAAUCCUGAAUCAAAGGCAACAGAGGUGAUUAAGGUUGAACAGAUCAAGUCUUCUGUGGCUCUCCCAUUUCACUCUUUCACUGGUAGAACGGAGCCUUCACAUCAUGUUGUGAACAAACCUGAUAAACCUCAAGAAAAUCCGGUUUUGCCGUCAGGCACGACGUCUGAACCAGAAGCGGACAUUAUUUUGCUGGAAUCUGAUUCUGAUGUUGAGGGCGCUAAACCUGAAGGUGCUGCUACUGACGAGGACACUAAGUUAGAAGGUGCUACCAGUGAUGAGGAUGCUAAGCCAGAGGGUGCUGCCAAUGAUGAGGCCAGUGAGCAGAAAAUGGAAGAUGAAAACAAUGUGAUAUUGUUGGAUUCUGAAUCUGCGUCUGAUGAAGAAAAUGAUGGAGAAGAAGGGCCAAUGUCAUUGUCAGACCUUUCUUCGAGCUUUCAAAAGUGUGUUCAGACUGCUGAUGAGAAGAAAAAUUCAAACCAGGGAGUCGAGGGUGGUUCAGGACUAGUAAAGGUGACACCAUUUGAUUAUGCAGCGGCUAGGAAAGAAGUGAGGUUCGGGGAAGAUGGUUCAGACGAGUCUGCUGGGGAAGAUGGCAACGAUAAUGCGAUCAAGGUUAGGCGUGAAAAAAAGAAGUCGGCUGCUACUGGUGGCCGGAAGGAUGCCGCUGGCGAAAGGAGUGGAGAUUUCCAGUUGGGUAAACGACGUCAAGCAUUUCCAGCAACCGGUAACCGGAGUUCAACUUUCCGGUGAAGGUUGCAAGGGCAGAUUCUCAUGUUGUCUAGUUUUUAGGUAGAAACCAUCUGUGAACUUUCACCAAAGAAAACUUGAUGGGGAAAAGGAAAACCAAAUAUUCAAAAUCAUUCAAAUUAAGUUUUGGUGGGAUUACUGUGUUUAA
Messenger RNA from Erigeron canadensis, 3045 nucleotides. RefSeq names its product protein RRP6-like 2. Gene Ontology annotation, biological process: nuclear polyadenylation-dependent antisense transcript catabolic process; nuclear polyadenylation-dependent snoRNA catabolic process; nuclear polyadenylation-dependent snRNA catabolic process. NCBI's taxonomy places the organism in Eukaryota, Viridiplantae, Streptophyta, Magnoliopsida, Asterales, Asteraceae. The transcript has 14 exons. Bases 141 to 2900 code for a protein of 919 amino acids. Gene Ontology annotation, cellular component: nucleolus; nuclear exosome (RNase complex). The record is from RefSeq and is a predicted model, not a curated record. Gene Ontology annotation, molecular function: nucleic acid binding; 3'-5'-RNA exonuclease activity; nucleotide binding.